Molecule: messenger RNA, 2435 nt
Organism: Acanthisitta chloris (rifleman)
Lineage: Eukaryota; Metazoa; Chordata; Aves; Passeriformes; Acanthisittidae
Gene: TFRC
Product: transferrin receptor
Exons: 18
Coding region: 1-2334 (777 amino acids)
Biological process (GO): transferrin transport; intracellular iron ion homeostasis
Cellular component (GO): external side of plasma membrane
Molecular function (GO): transferrin receptor activity
Source: RefSeq, a predicted model, not a curated record
AUGGACCAUGCCAGAGCAGCAAUCUCUAACUUGUUUAGUGGCGAGCCGAUGUCAUACACGCGCUUCAGCAUCGCCCGGCAAACGGAUGGCGACAACAGCCACGUGGAGAUGAAGCUGUCUGCUGAUGAUGAGGAAGGAGGGGAAGUUGGGAGAACAGAGCAUCUGCAUGCCAGCAUGCCUCCUCCACGGAGAAGUGGCAAGAACCUCUGCUUCCUGGUCAUUGCAGCUGUCCUCCUCCUUUUGAUUGGGUUUCUGAUCGGCUACUUGAGUUAUCGUGGACGAAUGCAGAAAGUUAGCAGGUGUCUGGAUGGAAGUGGCAAGUGUGAGAUGACUCCAACCGCAUCUUACUUAGCCGAUAGUGGUGAAACUGAGGAAGAAGAGGUUCCUGGACCACGUGUCUUAUAUUGGCGUGAUCUCCAAAAGAUGUUGUCAGCUAACCUGUCAACUGCACAUCUUGAGGCCAACCUGAGGCAAAGAGAAGGAAAGAAAUCUUUUGAAGCUGGCAAGACUGAAGAUGAGACCACUGCCAACUACAUUCAUGAUCAGUUUGUCAGUUUCCGCUUGGACGAGGUGUGGAAUGAUGAGCACUACAUUAAGCUGCAGGACAAAGGCAGUAGUAACAACAGAGUGUCUAUUCAGGAAGAUACUGAAGAAGAGGAACUGGAGAGUCCUGAUGCAUAUGUGGCAUACAGCAAGAGUGACACAGUUACUGGAAAACCAGUCUAUGUGAACUAUGGACUGAAAGCUGAUUUUCAGAAGUUACUAGAUAUGGGUGUAUCAGUGAAUGGAACUAUAAUCAUCUUCAGAGCUGGAAAAAUAACGCUUGCUGAGAAGGUUGCAAAUGCCAGAGAGGAAGGAGCAGUUGGUGCCCUGAUGUACCUGGACCCCUCCACUUACAGGGAAACAGAAGCACAUGCCCCCUUUGGACAUGCCCACCUUGGAACUGGAGACCCUUACACCCCAGGCUUUCCUUCUUUCAAUCACACCCAGUUCCCACCAGUGGAAUCCUCUGGGCUACCUCGCAUUCCUGUUCAGACUAUCUCUAGCCGAGCAGCAGGCAAGCUGUUCAGCAAAAUGGAUGGAGAAAGCUGCCACUCAGACUGGAACUCUGGGAUUUUUGGAUGUAAGGUGACACUGAGCAAGACAAGCAAGAUGACAGUGAAACUGGAGGUGAACAAUGUUAUGGUGGACAGAAAGAUUCUGAACAUCUUUGGUGCUGUCAAGGGAUUCGAGGAACCAGAUCGGUAUGUUGUGAUCGGAGCCCAGAGAGACUCCUGGGGCCCAGGAGUGGCCAAGGCUGGUGUUGGCACUGCCAUAUUGUUGGAACUUGCCCGUGUGAUCUCAGACAUGGUGAAAAAUGGUGGCUACAAACCAAGGCGCAGCAUCAUCUUUGCGAGCUGGAGUGCAGGAGAAUAUGGAGCUGUGGGUGCUACCGAGUGGCUGGAGGGAUACUCUGCCACGCUGCAUGCCAAAGCCUUCACUUACAUUAACUUGGAUGCUGCAGUCCUAGGCUCUAAGCACAUGAAGAUUUCUGCUAGCCCGUUGCUGUACACAUUGCUGGAGAAAACUCUGAAGGGGGUGAAGGACCCAACAAAGAAUUUGGGAACCCUAUACGACAGAGUUGGUGCUGACUGGGUAAAUACAGUCGUUCCCCUUGGUUUGGACAAUGCAGCAUUCCCUUUCCUGACCUACUCAGGGAUCCCAGUGGUUUCCUUUGGUUUCUACAAUAAAGAUGAGGAAUAUCCCUUCUUGAGCACUACUGAGGACACAUUGAUGAACCUGAAGAAGACAGACAAGUUGUAUGAUCUUAUGCGUGCUGCUGCAGAUGUUGCUGGACAAAUAGCUCUCAGACUGACCCACGAUCAUGAGCUCUUCCUGGACUUGGAGAGAUACACUGAUGAAUUGCUGUCGUUCCAGGAGAAGUUUUUCACCUACAGGCAGGAUGCAAAGGAGCUGGGGCUGACCCUGGACUGGCUGUUUUUUGCCCGUGGUGAUUUCCAGCGAGCUGUAAAUGCACUGAGAAGAGACAUUGCAAACACUGACAGGGAAAACAGGCUCAUCCUCAGAGCCCUGAAUGACAGGAUCAUGAAGGUGGAGUAUGACUUCCUCUCCCCGUACCUCUCACCAAAAGAUGCUCCCUUUCGUCACAUCUUCUUUGGCAAAGGCUCUCACACCCUGCAGAGUCUGCUGGAGAACCUGCAGCAGCUGAAAGACAGCAAGGGCAGCGUGGAUGUGAACAUGCUGAAAGAGCAGAUGGCCCUGGCAACCUGGACCAUUAAAGGGGCUGCCAAUGCUUUAGCAGGUGAUAUCUGGAAUAUAGACAACGAAUUCUAGACACAGCAAACACCUGGUUAAGGUACAGGAUUAGGGAAACCCUCUCCCUAACAUGACAUUAUUUUUCUGUAGAUUUUCUGGCAACAACACUUUUUUUGACC